AUGUCACUUUAUCAUAAUUAUAAUGUUUUCUAUGUUGAAGAUUCCAUUACAGGUAUUACCUAUGAUAGUGGAUUAGGUAUAACAGAAGAAGCUUUAGUUAAUCGAUUUGCUGAAUUACAUGAGAGAAUGGAAUACUAUGCAGAUUUUCCUAUACGAAAUUAUUCGUUAGCAAGCCCGCCGAAAUUAAAAAUAACUAUACGAGAAUUUACUUUCGGCUUAGUAUGCACAUUUUUUGAACAUAAUAUACAUGUUAUUGUAAGUUUAACAACAUGUACAAUUGCACAAUUGAUAGAAGAACAAACUAUUCCAUAUGGUAUACCACAUAUAGCUAUACCUAGACCUACAUGUUCCAAUAAAAUUAUUAAUUAUCUUAAUAAUAAAACAACAACUACAACUAUAUGGAUUCAACCAACACCUGAACAAACUGGUAGAGCAAUAUAUGAAAUGAGUGAAAUGGAACGUGCUUCAUUAUCUUUAUUAUUACUUGAUAAACCAAACCUCGAAACAAAUUCUGCUUUAGAUUUUGUUUUACAAUCAGAAAUAAAUGAUGAAAAAUUUGUACCAUAUUUUUCAACUCAAAUGUUUUCUCUAACGAAUCAAUCCAAUCCAAUGUAUCCUACAUCAAAUUCAUAUGAUACCAUUGAUGUCUUAUUGAAACGAUUUCAACAAAUGAAAUUAAAAUCAUCAACAUUUCUUUUAAGUCAUAUAUUUCAUAUUCAAGUUAGACCGCUCGAUUUAGAUCAAUUGUAUAAUAUAUUUCAAAAUAGAUUUAUUUUUCGUAAUUUCUAUUGGAUAUUUCCAACUACAUUGACAAUCACACCGAAUGAUUUAAUUCGUGUAUCAACAACUAAUCAAUUGGAACAAGUUGCAACAGGAUUUUUUCGACAAUUUCCUAUAUUGAAUGAAGAGGAUUGUUUAAAUCUUAAUAUUGGUGAAAAUAUGCGGUUAUUAAUGAGUGAAAUAUUUAAAUGUAAUACAAAUAAUAUUACAGAACGUGAAUUAGAAGCUGUUUACAUGAUUUUAUUAUCUAGUCAAGCUACAAUCUUAAUGAAAAGUCUUUCAAUAGAUUUUCUGAAUAUUUCAUCUAUUUCAAAUUGUGAUGCUACUCCAUUACAGCCUAGACCAUAUGGUCAAUUAUUUUAUCGUAUACUUGUUAAUCUGGCAGAAUUACCGAAAUGGAAAAAUUUACUAUUCUAUUCAUUAGAAACGGAUGUAAAUGGAAAGAGUACAUUUUUACCAACUGGAAAUUUCUCAGAAAAUGGUGAUAUUGCAUUAAGUGAUUAUGGACAAGUUGUAGCAAAACAAGGUCUAUUAAGUGGUUUAUUUCCAAACACAUUUCGUUCAUUUCAAAAUAAAACGAUCAAUAUUUCAACAUCAUUUAGAACUGAUAUGAUAGCUGCACCAUUGACAAUAAACAAAGAAAGAUCAGAAGAAAUUUUCUUUGUAGGACCAUUUAUGGAAGAUACGUUAGGAAUGUUAAUAAAUGUUCCUGAACAAAGAGAAGAAUUAUUUCAAGUGUUUCUACCAUUUCGUUAUGAUAUUUGGUUAUGUUUACUGAGUGCAGUAUUUGUUGCAGCUUUUUUAAUAACAAUAUUUAGCAUAAUCAGUCCAUUCAGUGCAUGGAAUUUAGCUUUACCAGGUGCUACUUCAGAUGAAGUUUCAAUAUUUCACAGUAUUUGGUUUACAGUCGGUGGUAUGCUUAUGCAAGGGCAAGAACUGCGUGCCAUUGCUUGCUCAGCAAGAACAAUAACACUUUUGUAUUGGCUUUUAGUUCUGGUCAUUCAAGCCACAUGGCAAGCUGAUUUGACAGCUUUUUUAACUAGGAAUGUUAUACAAGUACCUGUAUCAUCGCUGGAAGAUCUUGCCAGUUCAUCAUUAUCAUUGGCAGCUGUUAAAAACAGUGGUACAGUGAAAAUGUUUCAGACUGCAACUGCCAAUGAAUUUCAAUCAAAUAUAUAUCGAAGAAUCAUGGAAAAUCCGACCAUUCUCAAUAACUUACAAGAAGCUAUAGCUUAUGUCCGUAACAGCACAAAAAAUGUUGUACUAGAUGACAGAAUACAAUUAAUGCAUAGUUUGCCUGAGAAUGAAGAAGCUUUGACAGUUGUCGACGAUAAAAAAGUUAUUGUACCAUUCGGAUUCGCUGUAAGAUUAGGUGAAGAGUAUGCUCCACUAAUGUUGAAUUUUAUGUCAAUUCUUCGCGAAAGAGGAGUUAUUGAUCAUUUGCUUGAGAAAUGGAAUGUUGAAAAAAUAAAAGACACUUCAAAUGUUGCUACUUUUAACUUAGUUACACUUCGCAAUAUGGCUGGUGCUUUUAUUGUACUUGCUGUAUUCGUUGUAACAAGCUUGAUCGUUUUAGUGAUUGAAAUACAAUGGCAUAAACAUUCAUUAAAGAAAGCGAAACUCCAUCCAGAAUCAAAAAAGCCUACUGAUGGCCAUCCAUCCUUAUGGCGACGUUUUACACAUCCGUCAGAGGAAAUACCUAAGCCAAAAUUAGACUUAUCACGUAAUCCUACACUGAAACAGUUAAGAUAUGCUGGACAUAGAAGAGCUUCAGCAGCAUUUGACGCUACAGUCAUCACAGCUGAAAAUCAAACUGAAUCCAACUUAGAAUAG
This is a messenger RNA of Schistosoma turkestanicum, 2613 nucleotides long. NCBI's taxonomy places the organism in Eukaryota, Metazoa, Platyhelminthes, Trematoda, Strigeidida, Schistosomatidae. The record is from the annotation of a GenBank genome assembly.